UCAUGUCUCCUCUCUCUUAUUCUUAACUUUGUGUUGAACGCUGCCGAGUGCUGUGCUCGACUGAACAGCAGAUCUGAUUUUAAUAAGGACGAGGGGGUUCAGCUGAUUGCUUAAGACCACAUAGUUUUUGCAUUAACACUCAGUAAUUUUGUGCGUAACUGCAUCCACACUAUCAUUAUCCCUUCUAUCAACACGGAUGUCCAGCUUCAAGGAGAGGAUAUGUACCAGGGCAUAAUGACAACCAACCACGGACCCCCUUCCUAUGAGGCCGGAUUUCUCCACAACGCCUCGGCGGGCACCUCUCCGGUUUAUGUGCCCACCACCCGGGUCGUCACCCCCAUGAUCCCGGCGCUGCCUUACCUCCAAACGCCCGAUGCGUCGCAGCAAAGCAGCCCCGUGUCGAGCCACUCUGCCUGGGCGCAGCCGGGGGCAGACUCGGUGCCCUCGUACAACCACUCCCCGGUGUCUCCGCGUUUCACCUUCUCCACCAGCCCGCCUCUGUCCUCUGUGGUGGCCACGGCCCGGGAGACGGCAGCCUCAUACAGCAGCCCGCUAAACAUCUCUGCAAACGGGAGGGAGCACUACGGCGCUCGGGGCUUCAGCGGGUCGUACCACAGCCCCUACCCGGCCUACAUGAGCCCGAACAUGGGCGGAACGUGGCCGGCGUCCCCCUUCGAUAGCUCGGUCCUCCACGGUCUCCAGACUGGUGCUCCUCCAGGCACAACACGGCACCCAAACAUAGAUUUGUUUGAUGACUUUGCUGAGGGGCGGGAGUGUGUGAACUGUGGGGCGAUGUCGACCCCCCUCUGGAGGCGGGAUGGUACCGGCCACUACCUGUGUAAUGCCUGUGGGCUGUACCACAAGAUGAACGGCAUCAACAGACCUCUCAUCAAACCCCAAAGACGACUGUCUGCCUCGAGGAGGGUGGGCCUGUCCUGCACCAACUGUCACACCACCACCACCACCCUGUGGCGACGGAACGCAGAGGGGGAGCCGGUCUGCAACGCCUGUGGCCUCUACAUGAAACUUCAUGGGGUACCCCGACCCCUGGCCAUGAAGAAAGAGGGGAUCCAGACCCGCAAACGCAAACCCAAGAACCUCAACAAGUCCCAAACUGGGACUCCAGGCAGUGAGGGGACUCCAGGCACACCAGGCAGCACUCCCCGCGCCACAACCACCACCACCACCACCACAGAGGAGCCUCGUCGGAUAAAGACGGAGCCGGAGACCCACAGCUUGUACACACACCACAGCACACACACACAGAUUUCAGCCCUGCCAGCCUACAUGGCAGCACAAGGAGGGGCCAUUCCUCUCAAGAUGUCGCCUGGAGGCCACGGCGGGUCUUCUGGCUCUAAAACUGAGCCCUGGAAUAACCUAAUCCUGGCUUAGAUAAUCUACAACCCAGCAUCUCAAACCAGCUCAUCUACAGCGAAUCAGCUCUCCUGACAGACUAGAGUCUCGGGGAAAGUGGACUUUGUGCUCUGGGUGCAGAUGGUCCUACGCGGCCUCCAGCUCACCGUACAAACAGCGCCUUCAGUACAAAGAUCUGGGAAGGAAAUAUGGCAGCCAGUACAGAAGUGGAGUGCGUAAACAUUACUGCACAGUUACUGUGUGUGCAAUCACUGCAAUCAAGGACCGGAUGGAGUUUGUGUCAGACAAUCGUGGAAGAGCAGCUCUUUGAUUAGAUCCACACAACAACUUUUGAUGUGAGAAAAUGCAACUGUGACAGAAGAUUAGCUCUUUUUGACACUCUCUCAUAUUGUGCCACACAAGUACUCGACUAAAACCGUAACAUAAGCCCGUGACAAACGACAGUAAUCUCCCUGGGUUUUUUUAUUUCAAUAUAUUUGCCUUUUCUUCAUUUUUGCAUAUUAAUAUGGACAAUUCUUAUGCACAAUUUGCCAAAGAAAUGAUAGAUAUACAAAACAUGUAAAGAAUCACAGCAGGACAUUUUUAUGUCAAAGGUAGCACCAGUGGCUGUACUUAAAGGGUCAAUUCAUAUAAAUACUUAUUACACUAACACUUACCCCAGUGGUACAUUUGCAAAUGAUGUUUGAAAAACUCGGUAGCAAUGUCUCAGGAUAGGACGAAAUAUGUCCUAUAUGACCUCAGUGUGGUCAGUGUUCAGUAUUUUGUUUGUGACUUUCUUUGAUUCAUUCAAAGAAACUGUUUUUUGGUAAGGCAUGUUGCUAUUGAAUUCAUCAAAUGUGGUCUUUUAAUGAUUUGAGCGCCUCAGUUAUAAUGGGGUGGCAGCAGAAGUCUUAGCAGCUUUUAUCUCCACACCAAGAAAACACAUCGCUGAUUGUUAUUUAAGAUUUUUUUUUUUUUUAAAUCUGUAAUUUGGUUGAACUGAUCCUUUAAAUACGCAUCACAGUGAAGUAAAAUUGAAAUUUCACAGUGCUUCUAGCUAACUCUACAAAGACAAACAAAUGAUAAUUAUUUCUUGUAAACUUACUGUAACAUAGAGAGAACUGCUCUUGACAUCCAUCACUCCUCAACACCAGUGAUAUGACCUUCAGUAGAAAUGAUCAUUAUCAUCUAAUUAAUAUCUAUUAUAUGAAGGUUGUUUGAUAAACUCUGCGAAGGAGUACUGUAUCAAAACUGUACAGGAUGUUUGUUUGGGACGAGCAUGGAGGCAACAUGUGUAAAUGUGGGAUACUGCCACAUGUAAUUACCAAAAAUAACAACUAUAUGAGCAUAUAUGUAUAGAAAAAAAAAAAAAAAAAAAAAAAAAAAAAA
This is a messenger RNA of Seriola dumerili (greater amberjack), 2742 nucleotides long. It is a transcript of the gene gata4, whose product is annotated as GATA binding protein 4. Gene Ontology annotation, biological process: negative regulation of transcription by RNA polymerase II; positive regulation of transcription by RNA polymerase II; cell fate commitment. NCBI's taxonomy places the organism in Eukaryota, Metazoa, Chordata, Actinopteri, Carangiformes, Carangidae. The record is from RefSeq and is a predicted model, not a curated record. Gene Ontology annotation, molecular function: RNA polymerase II cis-regulatory region sequence-specific DNA binding; zinc ion binding; DNA-binding transcription factor activity, RNA polymerase II-specific. The coding region runs from base 220 to 1392 and encodes 390 amino acids. The transcript has 6 exons. Gene Ontology annotation, cellular component: nucleus.